AUGCGAGCUCGAGCCGUACGCGCCUCUUCUGGGCUGCUACUAUCGAGUCGAGCUCUUCCAUCUACCUCGAUCUGCUCCCAAUGCUUACGAGAUGAGCUCCUUUUGACAAUCGUCCCCAUUCAUUCGCGAAAAUACCAUCCUUCGCGGCGAAGAGAUGUGUCACCAAUUGGCGCUGCGGUGGCCGCGGCGCAGAAUCUGUUCACCAAAGGCUUCGCACCAAAAGCUCCAGCAGGCGUGUCGGUCGACCCAUUACGCAUUGUUGGGAAGGAAUUGAAGUUCUUGACCAAGAAUAUCCGCAAGCUCUUGGGAUCGGGUCAUCCCAUGUUGGACAAGGUCGCUAAAUACUACACCUGGAGCGAAGGAAAACAUGUGCGGCCGCUACUUGUCCUGCUCAUGUCACAAGCCACGGCGAUUGCUCCUCGCAGCUCUCACUUGUCUGCUCCUUCGCCCUCGUCACAGUCCAACAUCAGCGAGCCCAUUAGCUCCCCGCUUGUGCUAGCCGACGCGAAUCCCGACACCAGCCCCCUGACAGCACCAGCUGCUGAACUGGAAGGCAUCUUCGGCGAAGACCCCAACAUCCUGCCUGCUCAGCGCCGACUCGCUGAAAUCACGGAGCUGAUCCACACUGCUUCUCUUCUUCACGACGAUGUCAUCGAUAACGCCAUUACCCGGAGAUCAUCGAGCUCGGCGAAUACACAGUUUGGAAAUAAGAUGGCUGUGCUGGCUGGCGACUUUCUCCUCGGGCGAGCUUCCGUGGCUCUGGCCCGACUACGAAACCCGGAAGUCAUCGAACUCCUAGCAACGGUGAUUGCCAACUUGGUUGAAGGGGAAUUCAUGCAGUUGAAGAACACUGCAUCGGACGAGGCCUCUCCCGUCUUCACUGAUGACACUAUCACCUACUAUUUGCAGAAGACUUACCUCAAGACCGCUAGCCUCAUCAGCAAGUCUUGCCGUGCUACCGCACUGCUUGGAAACAGCACUCCCGAAAUCGUCGAGGCUGCAUACUCAUAUGGCCGCAACCUUGGCCUCGCUUUCCAAUUGGUUGAUGACAUGUUGGACUACACUGUUAAUUCGGCGGAAUUUGGAAAGCCGGCGGGAGCUGACCUAGAACUGGGUCUCGCUACUGCUCCAUUGCUCUUCGCCUGGAAGGAGAAUCCCGAGUUGGGAGCUCUAGUUGGGCGGAAAUUUGAGCAAAAGGGUGAUGUGGAAAGAGCUCGCGAACUUGUCGCUCGAAGUAACGGUAUUGAAAAGACCAGGGCUCUCGCUCAGGAAUACGCUGACAAGGCUGCCGCUGCUAUUCAAAUCUUCCCUGAUAGCGAGGCUAAGAACGGCUUGCUCGAUAUGUGUGAGAAGACAAUGAAGAGACGCAAGUAG
Talaromyces atroroseus is the source of this 1374-nucleotide messenger RNA. RefSeq names its product putative hexaprenyl pyrophosphate synthase, mitochondrial. Bases 1 to 1374 code for a protein of 457 amino acids. Gene Ontology annotation, cellular component: transferase complex. Gene Ontology annotation, biological process: isoprenoid biosynthetic process; ubiquinone biosynthetic process. NCBI's taxonomy places the organism in Eukaryota, Fungi, Ascomycota, Eurotiomycetes, Eurotiales, Trichocomaceae. Gene Ontology annotation, molecular function: prenyltransferase activity. The transcript has 2 exons. The record is from RefSeq and is a predicted model, not a curated record.